Molecule: messenger RNA, 978 nt
Organism: Nannospalax galili (Upper Galilee mountains blind mole rat)
Lineage: Eukaryota; Metazoa; Chordata; Mammalia; Rodentia; Spalacidae
Product: olfactory receptor 11H6-like
Exons: 2
Coding region: 37-978 (313 amino acids)
Biological process (GO): G protein-coupled receptor signaling pathway
Cellular component (GO): membrane
Molecular function (GO): olfactory receptor activity; G protein-coupled receptor activity
Source: RefSeq, a predicted model, not a curated record
AGUACGCUCAUUUUCUGGGUUUUCUAUUUGGACACCAUGAAUAUGUCAGAAGCCAGCACAGUGACAGAAUUCAUACUCUUGGGCUUCCCCUGCUCCAGAGAAGUUCAAGUCCUCCUCUUCAUACUGUUCUCCUUGUCCUACAUCCUGACACUGAUGGGAAAUGGGGCCAUCAUCUGUGCAGUGAAGGUGGACCACAGGCUCCAUACCCCUAUGUACUACCUGCUGGCCAACUUCUCCUUCCUGGAGAUCUGCUACAUCAACACCACUGCCCCACAUAUGUUGGGGAACUUCCUGUCUGAGACCAAAACCAUCUCUCUCACAGCCUGCUUCCUCCAAUUCUAUUUCUUCUUUUCUUGUGGUAUCAACGAGACAUUCCUAUUGCCCCUGAUGGCUUUUGACAGAUACUUGGCCAUCUGCUGGCCUCUCCACUAUCCUACCAUCAUAAGCAGCUGCCUCUGCUUAAACCUGGUGGCCCUCUGCUGGGUGACAGCCUUCCUGUGCUAUCCGGUCCCCAUCUACUUCAUCACUCAGCUUCCCUUCUGUGGCCCCAAUACCAUUGAUCACUUUGUCUGUGACCCUGGUCCUCUUCUGGCCCUGUCCUGCACCCCUGCACCUGGAAUUGAGUUAGCCUGCUCUUUACUAAGCUCACUUAUUAUCUUCAUCACCUUUUUCUUCAUCCUUGCAUCCUACACCCUGGUUCUCAGGGCAGUGUUCCGUGUCCCUUCAGCAGCUGGCAGACGUAAGGCCUUUUCCACCUGUGGUUCCCAUCUAAUUGUGGUGUCUCUGUUCUACGGAACCAUAAUGGUGAUGUAUAUCAGUCCAAACUCUGGAAAUCCAGCUGGGACACAGAAGAUUGUAACUUUGAUCUACUCCUCGGUGACUCCACUUGUAAAUCCGCUGAUCUACAGUCUCCGGAACAAGGACGUGAAGGCCGCCUUGAGAAAAAUUCUUAGGCAUGCAAAAGUUAGUCAGAGUUAA